Molecule: messenger RNA, 3627 nt
Organism: Exophiala oligosperma
Lineage: Eukaryota; Fungi; Ascomycota; Eurotiomycetes; Chaetothyriales; Herpotrichiellaceae
Exons: 3
Coding region: 4-411 (135 amino acids)
Source: RefSeq, a predicted model, not a curated record
CUUAUGACUCUGGGUCUUUUUCACAGCUCUCGUACAAGUGCCACUCCAUAUGUGUAUUCCGUGAAGCGUAUGGUCAAUCCAGACAGGAACGACAACAUCUUAAGAACACAUUCAUCGAUGUCUUCUACCAAGACGACCUCUCGUGCAGAAGACGAAAAGACCGUUCGGGAAUGGGGUUUCAACCACGUCUUCACGUGGACAGACGGGCCUCUUGUCCAUUACCCUCCGCACUCUCAUUCCGGCUUAACGACGCACCUCAUCCGUCAAGGCAGUUUAACCAUCACUUACCCACGAGAUUCCAACCCCACAAAGGAAAAGUUCGGGGCGGGCGCGAGGAUAGACGUACCGGCGAGCAAAGUGCACGAAGUGUGGAUGGGCAAUGAAGGGUGUGAAUAUGUUAUAGGGGAAUGACCGGCACAGGCUAUCAAAUGCAUAAUGGUUUAUGAGAAUAUGAUGAUUUUUACAUUGUUUGUGUCAUGGUAUAGUAACUUUCCAACCAGCAUAUAAACGGAGGGCAAAAUCCCCCUUCAUCCCUAAACACAUGCCACUUCAGGUUUAAUACGUUCUCUUGAAUGGUGGAACCGCCUUGCAUUCGUUCUCGUCCAAGGUGUGACCAACAACCGCUCUGUAACCAAGAUCGACCUUUCCAUGUGGUGACUUUUGCCAUGACAGAGUGUGCUUCAUCCAGUGCUCGUCAUCACGUUCGGGGAAGUCCUCACGAGCGUGAGCACCACGAGAUUCUUUACGGUUGGCAGCAGAUGCCGCAGUUUGAGUGCUAUUUCGGCAAUGGUUAGUAAAUGCUCAUACGGGGUGGAAUUUAAAGAAGAACUUACGCGCAGGUCAACAAGUUUCUCAGUUCAAGAGUUUCCACCAAGUCGGAGUUCCAGAUCAUGCUUCGGUCCUUGAUACCGACCUGAUCGAACGUCUGGUCGACCUCGUUGAUCCUUCUUACACCUUCGUCCAAAGACUCUUGUGUUCGGAAAACACUGACAUCAGUCUGCAUCACCUUUUGCAUGGCGCUUCGGACAUCGUAGGUGCUCUUGGGGCCGUCCGACUCACGGACCUUGUCGAGAACGUUGAUCGAGUCGGCACCGGCAUCGGCUGCAAUCUCCUUUUGCGUCUGGCCCGGAGUGAAGUUAUCGCGGAUCGUAUGCGACACGGCACGUCCGAAGACGAUCAAGUCCAGCAGCGAGUUGGCACCCAAUCUGUUGGCACCAUGAACGGAGACACAGGCAGCCUCGCCACAAGCGAACAAUCCAGGAACAACCUCAUCUUCACCCUUGGAGUUGACCGUGAGCACUUCACCGGUGUACUUGGUCGGGAUACCACCCAUGUUGUAGUGGACAGUUGGAAGGACAGGAAUUGGUUGUUUGGUGACAUCGACACCAGCAAAGAUGGAGGCAGUCUCGGAGAUACCAGGAAGGCGUUCGUGGAGAAUUUCGGCAGGCAAGUGGCUGAGUUGGAGGUAAAUGUGAUCCUUGUCAGGACCAACACCACGUCCCUCACGAAUUUCCAUGGUCAUUGAUCGGGAAACGACAUCUCGAGAGGCCCUACGAUGAACGCUGUUAGCCAUGCGAAAGAAAGGAGUCGAGUGGAGGCUGACUUACAAGUCCUUGGCAGUAGGGGCAUAACGUUCCAUGAAUCGUUCACCUUCGGAGUUGAGCAGGUAGCCACCUUCACCUCGAGAACCUUCGGUAAUCAGACAGCCGGCACCAUAGAUACCGGUGGGGUGGAACUGGACGAAUUCAAGAUCCUGGUUGGGUAGACCGGCACGAGCGACCAUGGCCAUUCCAUCACCAGUGCAAGUAUGGGCAGAUGUGCAGCUGAAGUAGGCCCGACCGUAGCCACCCGUGGCCAAAACGGUGUUCUUCGCCUUGAAUCUGUGCAGGGUGCCGUCUUCUUGAUUGUACGCAAGGAUGCCCUUGCACUCGCCACCUUCCAUGAUCAAAUCCAGGGCAAAGUAUUCGAUGAAAUAGUUGGUGUUGUAAUGCAGGGAUUGGCCAUAGAGCGUGUGCAGCAAGGCGUGACCAGUUCUGUCAGCAGCAGCGCAACAUCGGCUCUCUGAUAGAUCCGGCCGUCUUCGGUUCGUGAGAAUGGACAGCCGUAGCCUUCGAGUUCGAUAACCGAUCGGGGUGCUUCGCGCGUCAUGUAAUGAAUAGCAUCUUGGUCGCCCAGCCAGUCGGACCCCUUCACGGUAUCGUACAUGUGCCAUCUCCAGUCAUCCUCGUGCAUGUUACCCAGGGCAGCAUUGAUACCUCCCUGUGCGGCAACGGUAUGACUUCUUGUGGGGAAAAGCUUUGUAACGCAGGCAGUGUUGAAACCUGCCUCUGCCAGACCGAAUGCGGCUCUCAGACCUGCGCCGCCGGCUCCAACCACGACCGCAUCAUACCUGUCUCAUGUUAGGAGUCCAUCGUGACAUCACCAAGGAGGGAGGAACAUGCUCAUGGUCGAUCACUGCAUAUUUGCUAGACACGUGAGGUGAGGCUUCUUUCGCACGGAGGGGGUUGUUUGCGACAAUGCGCGCUUAAUGGAUGUCAGCAGCUAGCCAAAAGGAAAAGGCACAACAGGAUUCAUACCAGCCGGCCUCGUUGAAGAGAAAUGUCUUCUUGUUGGUCUGAAAGCUCGAGAAAACUAUCGCAUCGGAUCAGCACCGGAUCAAGAACAACGAGCUCCUCCGCGUACCUUGUUUGCAGGAGUCAGGCUCCGCAGAAUGGUUGAAGAACUCAUCUUGUGGCGGCUUCAACGCACCCAGCACAAGCAGAGGAAAAAGAGAAGCACACAAGGGCAGGAGAGGAGGAUGAAGGCGAAAGAGUUGUGGUGGAAAGCUCGAAUGCGUCAAUGAAGCGUCCAAGCCGAGCCGAGAACGCAGUCAAGGUUUGGGAAUGACCAAUGGCAGGUCGGAUAAUUGCCCUGUCAAGGCCUUCCAUAUUAUUGGUGCCGUAUUUUCCCUAUCACCACAUUCCACGACCUUACCCGAAUUACUCCAUAUACAAGUACUCCCUCUCUUCCGAAGGGGGCAAAGUCUUUGGAGGCAAGAAAAUACCAGUGUGAUCAACGUCGGUCGUCAGGUAUACCAUUUACAAUCUCGAUGGUAGCUAUAUCCUGUCCACCAGUGCCACCAGGCUGGCUGCAUCAGCACGAGUGUACGAUCUUCACAGCAAUUCUGCCGAACAAUUCUUCCAGUGUGGUGCAUCGAAUGAGCAGUUGUACAAGCCAAUCUACUACUUUAUUCUGGCUCAUUACUGGAUGGACAAUCACAGACAAGGCGUAGAAAGAGAAUCGAUCAGACCCAGACACGAAAUACAGUGCAAUAUUUUGCAUUCUGAAAGUAUUCUUACACGACCAUCGCACCCAGGGCGGUCUUUGCGUCGAAGAUCUACUCUUGACAAACUCCAGGCAAAUCCAUGCUCUUCUAUGCCGAAAACACCACCAAAAGAGGCCGCUAAUUGUAUUGAGCGUAAACAUCUACCAGAAAGCGUUAGAGAAAUGUCUGGGACAACCAAAACGAAAACAGAGAGAUUGCAAACUUACUCGUAGAGCUGAAUCGGGAGUUGCCUUUGAUCUGUAAUCAUAGUCAGUAUAUCACAACGCUCAUCAUCGAUAGUUGCAAUACAUACGACUUUCUCG